AUGUUGGGAAGUGUCUUUUACUUUUAUUUGUAUAUUCAGUCUCAACAGGUCUCCAACGGCAAUCGUGUCAUCCUUGGACAACACUAUCAGAUAGACUGGGAUGAACAGUGCAGUCGAAAUGAAAUCUACCCGAGAUCGACCAGACGGAAGCAGAAGCGGAGGGAGACCAGGGACAGGGUCAAGAACAUCCUGUUCAAAGUGCAAUAUGAUUGGAGUACCAAGAAAGUAUAA
Messenger RNA from Serpula lacrymans var. lacrymans S7.9, 231 nucleotides. RefSeq lists its product as uncharacterized. The record is from RefSeq and is a predicted model, not a curated record. The transcript has a single exon. Bases 1 to 231 code for a protein of 76 amino acids. NCBI's taxonomy places the organism in Eukaryota, Fungi, Basidiomycota, Agaricomycetes, Boletales, Serpulaceae.